Messenger RNA from Olea europaea var. sylvestris, 2199 nucleotides. RefSeq names its product serine/threonine-protein kinase PBS1-like. Gene Ontology annotation, molecular function: ATP binding; protein kinase activity. Gene Ontology annotation, biological process: protein phosphorylation. The record is from RefSeq and is a predicted model, not a curated record. The coding region runs from base 413 to 1777 and encodes 454 amino acids. NCBI's taxonomy places the organism in Eukaryota, Viridiplantae, Streptophyta, Magnoliopsida, Lamiales, Oleaceae. The transcript is spliced from 5 exons.
CUUGGCUUUAAGCCUAAAAAAUAUGACAGAGGAAUGAAAAGCAAGGGGGCAGAGCCGGCUACAGCUUCCUAACCAUACAACCACUGCCAAUUAUCUGUAGAUUCUACAAAGAAAUAAUAAAGGAAAUUUCCCAAUCUUGGUUAUCUGUCAUCAAUUAUUUUUUUUUUAUUUUUUUCUGUCAUUCUCUUCUUCAACUGGAAAUCUUAUCUCCAUUUUUAGCUUAUCAGUUGAAUAAAGUCAAUUAAUAUUGGGUAUUUAUUGUAUUUAAUGCACACAUACUAAUUCUUUGUGGGCAUUUUUUUGUGGAAUUGGGUUCAAGAACAUGACAAGUUGAUGAUUUUGGAGUGCAUCUAGUAAUUUUGAAGAAAAGACUUUUGAUUAAAAAAAAAAAAUUGAUCUUUGGGGGAGGUAAAUGGGUUGCUUUCCUUGUUUUGAUACAAGGGAGGAGGAAAAGCUAAAUCCCCAAAAACAGAGAGAUGGUCACAAGGAAGUUCAACCAAACAUCCCAUCCAACAUAGCAAAAUUGUCAUCUGGUGCAGACAGGGCCAAAUUAAGAAGCAAUGUCGGGAAAAGGAAAGAACCAUCGGGACCCGUAGACGCACCUGUUGUUCAAAUUGCUGCACAGACAUUUACUUUCCGCGAGCUCGCUGCUGCUACAAAUAACUUUAGGCCAGAGUGUUUCUUAGGGGAAGGAGGAUUUGGACGUGUCUACAAAGGGCAGCUUCCGAAUGGUCAGGUCGUUGCUGUUAAGCAGUUAGAUAGGAAUGGGCUUCAGGGUAAUCGAGAAUUUUUGGUGGAGGUUCUUAUGCUUAGCCUGCUACAUCAUCCUAACUUGAUGAACUUAAUUGGUUACUGUGCUGAUGGGGAUCAGAGGCUUCUUGUCUAUGAAUUUAUGCCCUUGGGAUCAUUGGAAGAUCACCUUCUCGAUCUUCCGCCUGAUAAAGAACCAUUAGAUUGGAACACAAGAAUGAAGAUAGCAGCUGGUGCAGCUAAAGGUUUGGAGUAUCUCCAUGACAAGGCAAAUCCUCCUGUUAUUUAUCGGGAUUUUAAGUCAUCAAACAUAUUGCUAGGUGAAGAAUAUUCCCCAAAGCUCUCCGACUUUGGACUUGCAAAGCUAGGUCCUACUGGAGACAAGUCACAUGUGUCCACCAGGGUCAUGGGAACUUAUGGUUAUUGUGCUCCCGAGUAUGCCAUGACUGGGCAGCUGACAGUGAAAUCUGACGUUUACAGCUUUGGGGUUGUAUUAUUAGAGCUCAUCACUGGACGGAAAGCCAUUGACGGCACCCAACCACAUGGAGAACAGAACCUUGUCGCAUGGGCACGGCGAUUGUUCAAUGACCGUAGGAAAUUCACAAAAUUGGCAGAUCCACGACUGCAGGGCAAGUAUCCUAUGCGAGGUCUUUCUCAGGCUCUAGCUGUGGCGUCCAUGUGUACCCAAGAACAAGCUGCUGGUCGCCCUCUAAUUGGAGAUGUUGUCACUGCACUUUCUUAUUUGGCCAAUCAGGCGCAUGAUACUAGUACAGCUCCGGUGAACAGCUACAGGUUCUCUGGGGACAAGGAUGAUAACAGAAACAAAGAUGAGCGAGGUGGAAAAAUAUUGAGGAAUGAAGAGGGAGGAGGAUCUGGACUCAAAUGGGACUUGGAAGGAUCUGAGAAGGAUGAUUCUCCAAGGGAAACUACGAAAAUUUUGAACAGAGACUUGGACAGGGAACGUGCAGUUGCUGAAGCUAAGAUGUGGGGUGAGAAUUGGCGGGAAAAAAGACGACAAAGUGCCUGAGGAAGUUUCGAUGGCAAUAAUGGGUAGUAACUUCAUCCUUUAUAAAUUGUACAAGGCCCCCUUUGCCAUCCUGCAUAUUGCAUAGGUGAUAGAAACAUCCUAAAACUGUGCUUCAACCAAGCACUAGAAGUUCAAUCUUCUUGUUGAGAGUUAGUUUUAAAACUCGUAAAUAAAAAAAAAAAGGAACACAAUAUGGGCUUUUCUUUUGAAAAUUUCAUUUCCUUCUUUGCAUUUCCAGAUAAGGAAGAAGAGAACAUUUGUGUGUAUAUUUACAGGUGGAACAAUGAGUCAAAGAGUAUUUCUGAAGGAGAUGCUCGAUGCUUCUUCUAUGAAAAACAGAACCUGUAAUUUUACUUGGAACAUUUGGCGUCAGAAUCAUUUUACACAAUACAUAAUCCAGGUGGACAACUUAUUAAUAUCUA